Molecule: messenger RNA, 450 nt
Organism: Chrysochloris asiatica (Cape golden mole)
Lineage: Eukaryota; Metazoa; Chordata; Mammalia; Afrosoricida; Chrysochloridae
Product: iron-sulfur cluster assembly enzyme ISCU, mitochondrial-like
Exons: 2
Coding region: 1-450 (149 amino acids)
Biological process (GO): iron-sulfur cluster assembly; intracellular iron ion homeostasis
Cellular component (GO): mitochondrial matrix; cytoplasm
Molecular function (GO): ferrous iron binding; 2 iron, 2 sulfur cluster binding
Source: RefSeq, a predicted model, not a curated record
AUGAACGGCAAUACAAGCCCACAGGGAGCUGUCAGGCCAACUCUGCUCUAUCACAAGAAAGAUGUUGAUCAUUAUGAAAAUUCUAGAAAUGUGGGGUUCAUCCACAAAACAAAUGAAAAUGGUGGAACUGGAUUUGUGGGGCCUUUGACUUGUGGUGAUGUCAUGAAAUUACAGAUCCAAGUGGAUGUCAAGGAGAAGAUGGUGUACACCCAUUUUCAAACAUCUGGCUGUGGUUCUGUGAUCAAGUCCAACUUGUUAGCCACUGAGUGGGUGAAAAGGAAAACAGUUGAGGAAGUCUUGGCCAUCAAAAACACAGGCAUCGCCAAGGAGCUCUGUCUGUUCCCGGUGAAGUUGCACUGCUCCCUGCUGGCUGAGGGUGCCAUCAAGACCUCCCUGGCUGAUUACAAACUGAAACAAGAGCCCAAGAAGGGCAAGGCACAGAAGAAAUGA